UCCGAUUCUGCGCAGUUGAGCCUGAUCCGCCUUGGCUGAGCUUUUGAGAGUUGUGCGGAAAAACCGAUGAAGUCCAGAAAACUUGUAAUAAAGUAGCGAUUUGAGCAACGAUGAGUGGAUCUGUUGUUGACAACACCGUGUCAUCGGGCAAUUCUUCGGCUGCGAUUCCGACAGACAUCAGCGGACCAAUAUUAGAUCUAGACGAAGACGAUGACUUGGAAGUUUUCAGUAAGGAUACGACUCUAACAGACGGCAGCUCUUUCAACGCCUCCAUGCAGACCUCUCCUGCUUCAAUGAUCAACCAGUACAAGUUUGAGGAGGAAGAGGAAGAAGUUGACACCAAAGAUAUUUUUGUCACAGUCGAUAACCCAGAGAGUCACGUAACGGCUAUUGAGACGUACAUAACCUACCGGGUUGUGACCAAGACCACACGGAGCGAGUUUGACUCGAGUGAGUUUGAGGUGCGAAGACGAUACCAGGACUUCCUGUGGUUAAAGGGACGUCUGGAAGAAGCUCAUCCCACGCUCAUUGUUCAUCCGCUGCCUGAGAAGUUUGUGAUGAAAGGAAUGGUGGAGAGGUUUAGUGAAGAUUUUAUUGAGACGAGGAGGAGGGCGCUGCACAGGUUCCUGAACAAAAUAGCAGAACAUCCCAUUUUCUCCAGCACUGAGGAUUUUAAGAUCUUUCUCACAGCAGAAUCUGGGGAGUUGACCUCUCACAAAAAACAAGGUCCAGGGUUUCUUAGCCGGAUGGGAGAGACGGUAAAAGCGGUCGCUGCUGCGGUCAGAGGGGUCAAAAACCGACCUCAGGAGUUCACAGACAUGCAGGAGUACGUGGAGGCCUUCAGUCAGAAGAUCAGCUCACUUGAUAAAGUUACUCAAAGGAUUGUCAGAGAGCAAAAAGAGUACCUGGAGGAGCUGAAGGAGUGUGGGCCGAUAUACGCGCUGUGGUCACAGUCAGAGGAGGAGCUGGCUGAGCCCUUGAAGACCGUGGCAGGGUGUGUGGACAGAUGCACCAAGGAGACUGAGGAGCAGGUCAAACAUCUCAAUGAUCACCUGAAUCCGGUCCUUCAUGAGUACGUCCUCUGCGCCGACACACUCAAGGCGGUACUAAGGAGGCGAGACAACAUCCAGGCGGAUUUCGAAGCGAAGACUGAAGCUCUUGCCACGAAGAAGGCCGACAGGGACGCGGAAUCUAAGGUGCUGAGUUUAGCAUGGGACAGCUUGGUGGGACGAUCCCCUGAGGAGGUCAAACAGCAGAAACGACAGAAACUUAAGGGCGAGAUUAAGGAGAUGAGAGAUGACCUGGAUAAGACAGAGGACCGGCUGGAGUGGGCGAAUAACGCACUCAAGAGCGACUGGACCCGCUGGCAGAAGGUCAUGAGAAAUGACCUACGAUCAGCCUUCAUCGACACGGCAGAGAGCAACGUCAGCUACUAUGAAAAGUGUUUGGCUGUAUGGGAGUCGUUCUUGCAUUCUCAAAGGACAGACGCUGAAGAAAAUGGAAAGGUUGACUUUUCCUAAUCUCUCAUGGUGCUUAUAUCUGAACGGGACGACCAAAGAUGCUUUUAUUCCUACAGAAACCAGUAAGAUUCAUAUUUAGAGACUGAGGCACCAAAGAGAGGGACAGUCGCCCUGUACAAACGUCUCCACGUUCAACAACGAAAUGAACAGUACGUUUGGCCCACGUUUGAAUUCUUUUGAUAAUAGGGGAAAAUAACGUUGCCAAAUCUUUUAUACUGAGAACUUUUUUUCCAUUUUUGUUUAUAAAAAUACAACACAAAAAUAAUUCCUGGAAAAUGAAGAUGCACACACUAUGGCUUUAUUGCAUCAGCUGACCUUUCUAGUGUGGAUUUUAUCCAUAUGAUGUUUGAGAUUCAUACGCCCUGCCCUUUUGCAGAUCAAUGCAAAUGCUGUUUACCUCUUAUCAGAGCUGCCUCGCUGCAAAAACCAUUCGAUUAGUGUAGAAAUAAAUAUAAAUGCACUCUGAAUCUAUGCAUUUCUUACAUCGGACUGGAUUGAUCAUUGUGCGAUUCCAUUCAGGUUACUGAAGCUGAAUCUAUAUGCCAACAUCAUAUAUUGAAGAAAAUCCUCACAUUCCAGAAUUGUUUACAUGUUAUUGAAGUGCAUAAAAUCAAAAGAAUUUACCUGUUGCCUUUGAAUAUAAAAUGAGUGUAUUGUUUUAGAUACUUCGAUAUGAUUUUGAAUGCAGUGCACUAAUAUCGUAAUGUGUAAUAAAUUGCGAACUGAUUUAAAACUCUGCUUUUACAGAUCAUUAGUGAAUUUAAUGUCUUGGAAUUGUAAAGAAAAAAAUGAUUGAAAGAAGUCUUGUGGUGUGUGUUUUUAAUUCUGUCUCGAGGGAAAAUAAGCAAACAGUGCAGUACGUUGGAUCCUGAACUGGGUUACCAUCACAGUUUGAUCACAUGAAAUAUUAAA
Messenger RNA from Labeo rohita (rohu), 2432 nucleotides. RefSeq names its product sorting nexin 7 (gene snx7). Gene Ontology annotation, molecular function: phosphatidylinositol binding. The record is from RefSeq and is a predicted model, not a curated record. Lineage: Eukaryota; Metazoa; Chordata; Actinopteri; Cypriniformes; Cyprinidae. The transcript has 10 exons. The coding region runs from base 111 to 1520 and encodes 469 amino acids.